Acanthosepion pharaonis is the source of this 921-nucleotide messenger RNA. Lineage: Eukaryota; Metazoa; Mollusca; Cephalopoda; Sepiida; Sepiidae. The record is from the annotation of a GenBank genome assembly.
AUGAACAGCGAAUCCACAUUUACAACUGCAAAUACUCACGUCCUCUUUAAGGAACAAGUCUUUCUUCUGUCUUUCUCUGUUUCUCAUCCACUUUUCUCUUUCUCUCUUUCUUUCUCUCUCUCCUUCUCACCACCCUUUAAUUUCUUUUUGUUUCUUUUCUUCGCUCCUUUUUUAUUUUCUUUUUUUUUGUACCCCUGUUCCUUUUUUUUUUCGCUUGCUCCCCUCUUUUCGUUUCUUUUUCGCUUUCUCCCCUCUUUUCGUUUCUUUUUCGCUUUCUCCCCCCUUUUCGUUUCUUUUUCGCUUUCUCCCCUCUUUUCGUUUCUUUUUCGCUUUCUCCCCCUUUUCGUUUCUUUUCGCUUUCUCCCCUUUUUCGUUUCUUUUUCGCUUUUCUCCUUUUCGUUUUCUUUUCUUUUUCUUUUCGUUUCUUUUUCGCUUGCUCCCUUCUUUUCGUUUCUUUUUCGCUUACACACCUCUGUCCGUUUCCUUUCUCGCUUGCUCCCUUCUCCGUUUUUCAAUCUGCUUUUUUCCCUCCCCAUUCCCUACCUGGCCGUCUCUCCUUUUAUUUUACCCACCCUUUCUGCCACUUCUCCUCCUCCUUCCCUCUUUCCGUUCCUCUUCCCCGUAAUCGCUUCCCCCUCUUCGUUCCUCUCCCCCGUCCUCGCUUCCCUCUCUCCGUUGCUCUUCCCUGUCCACAGUUCCCCCUCUGCGUUCCUCACCCCCUUCCAUUGUUCCCUCUCUCCCUUCCUCACCCAAUCUCUCCGUCCCUCGCCCACUCCUUGCUUCCCUCUUUCCGUUCUUCGCCCCUGUUCUUGUUUCCUAUUUUCCGUUUCUCUUCUCCGUCCUUUCUUUUCUUCCGCAAUUCUCUCUCUCUCUCUCUCUCUCUCUCUCUCUCUCUCGUGUUAUCACUCCGUCUUCUUCUGA